GAUCUGAAUAAUUGAGGAGCGAUUCAGCAGCAGCCGCUGCCUCCUCUCUUCCUUUACCACCACCACCGCCCGCAUCUCAGCUGGAAGUGCAGAUCGCCGGCCAUCAGCUUCCAGACCGUCACCUCCAGCCUCUCUGACGUUCAUGCCCAAGUCAAGGCUGCUUUGGGUCCCACUGGGCCUUUCUUAAAAGGACACGCACUCCUUGCUCCAUGAGUUCCAGGGUCGUCCACUAAGGCUUCUGUGGUCCUUUUCCAUCAGCAAACCUUCACUGCAACCCUACUGUUCAGGAUGAGUGGCUUUCUGGCCUCGCUGGACCCCCGGCGGGUGCAGUGGGGGGCUGCCUGGUAUGCAAUGCACUCUCGGAUCCUGCGUACCAAACCAGUGGAGUCCAUGCUGGAAGGGACUGGAGCAACCACAGCGCACGGUACCAAGCUAGCCCAGGUGCUCACCACUGUGGACCUCAUCUCUCUUGGAGUCGGCAGCUGCGUGGGCACUGGCAUGUAUGUGGUGUCUGGUCUGGUGGCCAAGGAAAUGGCAGGCCCUGGUGUCAUUGUGUCCUUCAUCAUUGCGGCCGUUGCAUCUAUAUUAUCAGGUGUGUGCUAUGCGGAGUUCGGAGUUCGAGUCCCCAAGACCACAGGAUCUGCCUACACCUACAGCUAUGUCACUGUCGGGGAAUUUGUGGCGUUUUUCAUCGGCUGGAACCUGAUUCUGGAGUACCUGAUCGGCACGGCCGCUGGAGCCAGUGCCCUGAGCAGCAUGUUCGACUCCCUGGCAAACCACACCAUCAGCCGCUGGAUGGUGGACACAGUGGGGACCCUCAACGGCCUCGGGAAAGGAGAAGAAUCAUACCCAGACCUCCUGGCUCUGGUGAUCGCUGUCAUUGUGACCAUCAUUGUGGCUCUGGGGGUAAAGAAUUCCGUGGGCUUCAACAACAUCCUCAAUGUCCUGAACCUGGCAGUGUGGGUGUUCAUCAUGAUCGCAGGCUUCUUCUUCGUCAAUGGCAAAUACUGGGCUGAGGGCCAGUUCUUGCCCCACGGCUGGUCAGGGGUACUGCAAGGAGCAGCCACAUGUUUCUAUGCUUUCAUUGGCUUUGACAUUAUUGCCACCACUGGGGAGGAAGCCCAGAACCCCAACACAUCCAUCCCAUACGCUAUCACUGCAUCCCUGGUCAUCUGCCUGACAGCGUAUGUGACUGUGAGCAUGAUCUUAACUCUGAUGGUGCCAUACUACGCCAUCGACACGGAGUCCCCUCUCAUGGAGAUGUUUGUGGCCCAUGGCUUCUAUGCCGCCAAGUUUGUGGUGGCUGUCGGGUCGGUGGCAGGACUGACAGUCAGCCUGCUGGGCUCCCUGUUCCCCAUGCCCAGAGUCAUUUAUGCCAUGGCUGGUGAUGGGCUGCUUUUCAGGUUCCUGGCUCACGUGAGCUCCUACACGGAGACACCAGUGGUAGCCUGCAUCGUGUCCGGAUUCCUAGCAGCUCUCCUCUCACUGCUGGUCAGCCUGAGGGACCUGAUAGAGAUGAUGUCCAUUGGCACACUCCUCGCCUACACCUUGGUCUCUGUCUGCGUCUUGCUCCUUCGAUACCAACCCGAGAGUGACAUUGAUGGUUUUGUCAAGUUCCUGUCUGAGGAACACACCAAGAAGAAGGAAGGCAUCCUGGCUGACUGUGAGAAAGAAACGUGUUCUCCUGUGAGUGAAGGGGAAGAGUUCUCCAGCCCUGCCACAAACACCUGUGGGGCCAAGAACCUGCCGUCCUUGGGAGACAAUGAGAUGCUCAUAGGGAAGUCCGAUAAGUCUGCCUACAAUGUCAACCACCCCAACUACGGCACUGUGGACAUGAGCACAGGCAUAGAAGCCGAUGAAUCAGAAAACAUCUAUCUCAUCAAGUUGAAGAAGCUGAUUGGACCUCGCUACUACACGAUGAGAAUCCGGCUGGGCCUUCCAGGCAAAAUGGACCGGCCCACAGCAGCAACAGGGCACACGGUGACCAUCUGCGUGCUCCUGCUCUUCAUCCUCAUGUUCAUCUUCUGCUCCUUCAUCAUCUUUGGCUCCGACUACAUCUCGGGCCAGAGCUGGUGGGCCAUCCUUCUGGUUGUUCUGAUGGUGCUGCUGAUCAGUGUGCUGGUGUUUGUAAUCUUGCAGCAGCCAGAGAACCCCAAGAAGCUGCCGUACAUGGCCCCCUGCCUCCCCUUUGUGCCCGCCUUUGCCAUGCUGGUGAAUAUCUAUCUCAUGCUAAAGCUCUCCACCAUCACAUGGAUCCGGUUUGCGGUCUGGUGCUUUGUGGGUAUGCUCAUUUAUUUUGGGUACGGCAUCUGGAACAGCACCCUGGAAAUCAGCGCCCGAGAACAGGCCCUGCACCAAAGCACAUACCAGCGCUACGAUGUGGAUGACCCCUUUUCUGUGGAGGAGGGGUUCUCCUACGCCACUGAGGGCGAGAGCCAGGAGGACUGGGGUGGGCCAGCUGAGGACAAAGGCUUCCAUUACCAACAGAUGUCAGACGCGAAGGCAAACACCCGGACGAGCAGCAAAGCGAAAAGUAAAAGCAAACACAAACAGAACUCAGAGGCCCUGAUUGCAAAUGAUGAGUUAGAUUGCUCUCCAGAGUAAGGCUAAACUCGCAGGAGCCUAGAGAGGGUGGUUUCUCUGUAAAUCGGCCUGUGUGCUAGAAGGCGGAAACUCUUCCCACUCAUUUCACAAACCCAGCCUUCCCCAAAGUCCGUCCCCAGGCAUAACCUGUCAUUUGCUACUUUUGCUGUUCAGGAGAGUUCUGUUGAAGGGUUUUGCCCAGGGCCCUUAACUGACCCCCUUGUAAAAAAAUCAAAAUCAAAAGACUACAUGAAAUUCUAUUUAGUGAGCUGUCACAGCCGAUAACAGCAAAUGUUUGCUUUACAGGAUGGAUCUUUGUGCUUCUUACUAAGACCUGAGGACACUUCCUCCAGCCCUGCUGAGGCUACAGGCCCUCCGGAGAGGACCCACAAAGGUGGCUGUGGGUGUGAAGCAGCUGUCUAUCCCCCAGAGCCCAGCUGGGAGCUACUCCCCCAGGGCUGUAGGUCAGGCUGUUUCAGGAUCUUCUCAGUGAGCAACACUGUGUUCUUAUACCUUACCACCCCAAAACUAUCCAUGGAGGAGACCUGGGCUUCUCUUUACUCACCAAAGUUCUUACAGUUUCCAGACUAUAAUUUUAGGAUCCAGAAAAGAUAGAAUGAAGCAAUUAUACAGUCCCCAUAGUACAGUAAGAAAUGCCAUCAAAGCUUUACUUAAAUGCCCAAAAUAAAUAAAUAAAUAAAAGCUUAAGUAACCUCUUGAAUAGAUGUCAGAAGGCAUUGGCAGAAAGGAACUGUCUGUCAUACAUUCCCUUAUGCCAGACUCUAAGUUCCUGGCGAUAUGGUGAAAGGGCAGAGGUGGAGUGUGAUUCCAUGCCUCUGAUAUGCCUGGAAGAAAUAGGCUAUUUGUUUUAUAAUCAGAUAAAAAUCUUUGCAAGGAAAAGUAACUCAGCCACUGAGAUCACAUUGCAAAUCCUACUUCAUAUUUCUAAAAUUAUAAAAUCUGCAGGGUUUUUUUGGUUUUUUGUUUUUUUUAGCUAGGUGACUACCUGAUUGGAUGCUGCUGCUUUGAAAACAGAGGUGUGGAAGGCCAGGUACUUGAGUCAUCAAGCUCAGGGAGAUCGCAUUCCCACCCGGAUCUCACUCCUCUGGGCUCGCUCACUGUUAGAGUAUUUUUCCCAUUAGUUCCCAAAGCACUUUCACUGAGGCCCAGGAAAAUAGCUUCCUGGUAAGGUUUAAAGUAUAGGCCACCAAAGGGUUCUUAAAAGAAUUUUCUCCAAAACAGGAUAGACGAAUUUAGAACAGAGAAAACACGAGGUUUCAAUAACAUGUGUACACAUGUGUAUGAAAACAAUUUUUCUCAUACUAAGAUUUUUGUGAGAAUCUUGGAACUGGGUAAAAGAGCAAAUUCCUUGCCCUCUCCUCAACUUAUCAUCGGCCAAAACUUUUCAUGAAUAUCAACUAACAUCCACAUCUUUUCUUUCUUAGUCUGAAGCUCAUGUUUUCUUGGCAUGUAUUAAAGUUACAGGGAGAAGGCAUGCUCCUGUUGAGCUGACUGACUGAAAUAUACCAAGGACUAAGGGGAGGCCAUGAGGAGAUCUGUAACUUCAGCCCUUGGGACGUAGGAGACAGGGAGGUGCAGGGGUGAAGGCCCAUGACAGAUGUGAGAGGCUUCAACACAACAGAGCAACUGAAACUAUUUUUUUAAGAUAAUGCUUUUAGAUAAAUUGCAUACCAUGCUCUUAGCCAAUGUAUGCUAUUGCAUUCAAAUAACUACAUUUUAAAGAUCUCGUUCAUCACUCCAUAUUAAUUCUGUAGAACCCUGGCUUCUGGUAUUCAUCGUAUCAUUUUUAUGUGAUGUCUGACAAAGCUGUUUCCUCUUGCCUAAACUUAACCAUCACAAAGCAGUGCCUGGCCUGUAACAAACUACCCUAGAGAAUUCACUGUAAAAUAAUUAUGAGUCAUGUUUGUUAAAACUAAGUUUUGAACUGAUGUAGGAUGCAAGAAAUCUGCCUACUUUAAACAUCUGUUAGGCUGGGUCCACUUCUCGGUAGAGGGGGUAAUGGUCUCUUCCUUAGAUAUGUUUAGGAGAAAUAUGGAAACAAAGCGACGAAUCUUAACGUGGGUGGAAAGUUAUGUCUUAUUGAUGGUGUUUAGGUAUUAAAGUAGCAAUGGUCUGGUGGCAGGUGUGUGCUGUUUCUGUAGCGUAAGAAGGAGCAUGGGCUUUAUCAGUUAAUGGCAGUGGUGUUGCUUCUGUGCAGAGCCAAUGAAUUAUUCUCAUUUUAGAAACCAUUUUUCUCAGUUAGUAGCUUUAGAUGUUUGCUCUCAUCAUUUUUCUAAAAUUGUUGGGGUUAUCUUCUUAGCUAUCUUGGUUUUUAAAAAAUAUAUAUAUGGUUUGGAAAGUUUUCUCAGGUAUAUAGAAUGUUUUUAACCAUGUUUCUUGGCUCCUGUGAAGGAGUCCCAGGUUUCACAAGGAAGUUUUCAAAUACCAUCCUAUCUGAACAUUGUAUUUGUGAGACUGCAUUUAAAGUAGGAGUACUUUAUAAAUAAUUAUCUUAGAAAAGCUCUUCUGGUGGGGUUCAUGUACGCAGGAUGUGUAAUUUUGGAGCCAAUAGUUUAAUAUUUUUAAAUUGUAUUCUGUUUAUUUACUCUGCAUCAUUUCAGAAAGAUUAGAGGCAGCUAUUAAAACACAUGUGCUCCAAAACAAAGGGGAGUAAUACAGUCAAAACGGAAGGAGAAAGGCUAACACACAGUCAGAAACGUGUGCCGGGCACAAGCGCAGGACAUCCGAGAGCUUUGCUGAGUUUUCCAAUGAAGAGCACCUCAGAAAGCAAUUGACUUGUCAGUAAUGACAGCCAACACCGCUACAUGCUAAAGAUAAAUAAAUAAAUAAAUAAAUAAAUAAAUAAGCCUUGCCCCCCACGAGGGCAGACUGUUAAGACAGCACAGACCACUGAAGUUCACAGAGAAGCUCCAAAAUUAGAUUACACUAGCCACAUGUGCCUGACGGAGAGUCGUUAUCAAGAAAUAUCUGCUGGGAGGUGGCGGCGCAAGCCUUUAAUCCCAGCCCUUGGGAGGCAGAAGCAGGCAGACCUCUGAGUUUGAGGCCAGCAUGCUCUAUAGAGCAAGUUCCAGGACAGCCAGGACUGCACAGAAUAGCCCUGUCUAGAAAAAGGAAGGAAGGGAGGGAGGGAGGGAGGGAGAGAGGAAGGGAAGGAGGGAAGGAGGGAGGAAGGAAGGCAGGAAGGAAGAUCUUGAUUGGUUGAAUGGGAAAAAACGAGUGAAUGGAUGAAAUAGAGGAAAAUAAACUACCUAUGCAGUAGUUAUUCAUAGAGUGCCUGUCAUGUGCUAUGGCAUAUUCUGAUGCCGUAAGUGAAAGGUUCAGUUCUUAACAAGUAAGAUCUAAAGGCUGGCCAGACAGCUCAGAGGGUCAAAGCAACCGAUGACUUCAGUUCGAUCCCUGGAACCUGCAUAAAAUGGAAGACGUGACUCCACAUGCCUGCUCCCUGACCUCCACAUGGUUGUUCUGGAACGCAUGUGCACACACACACACACACACACACACACACACACACACACACACACGCACACAUGCACACAUGCACACACGCACACGCACACAUCAUGCAUACACAUGCAGUAAUCAUAAACGAAGUUUGGAAGAAAUUGAAUAUAUUUAAAACAGUAACGAAGAUGGCAGGUGGGAUGGAGAUAAUAGCGUGCUUUGGGCUUUAAAUGUGGGAGACACCUCCCCACAUAGGAAAGAAGAAAGAAUACAGUAGACACAUGCAGCCUGUGGAAGUGGCAGCGUCUUGACGAGGUAGAAACGAAAGAGGGGCGUGCCACGCCGAGGAGGGCUAAGAUGCCGACUGUGAGUGAGCUGCCCUCUGAAUGUUUUCCUCCAGGAAAAACAAGGAGCUGGUUUGGCUGUAGCUAUGAUUUGUGUGUGAUUCACAUGUGACACAGUAAGAAUAAGGCCAGGAAAGUGGGGAAGGGACCACUUACAGACUCCAGUGACAAGCCCGUGGUUCUCCGUGGGUGGGGUGUACUUGUUGGGGUGGGGUGAGUCAGGCAAGGUUGGACUUGAGAAAAACUGGGCAGUGGCAUCAUUGCCCAGUAAAGGAGCAAACAGAUCACACACAGACACAUUUAGCAUAGUAACAGAAAUUCCAUACUCAAAGCAAUGCACUGCUCUUCCUUCCUUAUGUUUUAUGUAAUCUUCUGACAUGCAGACACGCAACACGAUUUUUCAACCACUUUACAGUUUUCAGUAAUUCCUUUCAAUGACCAAAUCUAACAGCUUCUUGUAUCCACCUAAUCUGAAUAGUGAAACCUCCACUCCUGGCUUGACCUCAAUUGAGCUCCAAACUGGUUUAAACUAGAGGGAGAAGAUGAGUGUUAGAAUUAUGCAAAAAAAAAAUCCUGGUCUGCCUCUUAGUAAGAGCAAGCCCUGGUGCCUCAGUGCUGGCCGGAAUACUACAAAUGCAGUCGCUAUCAGGAAGAAAGACUCAGAGAAAGGUCUGCUCUGCUGAAAAGGGUGGAGAAAUUGGACACCCUUUGAAUCGUGCUUGUUGGAAAUCACAUUACCAGAGAAUCCCUCUUGGAGAUAUAUAGAAUCAUAAAUAGAACUUCCACCUGUCUGAGUAUCCAGCUGAAAGGCUAGGGGAAACUGAUGUCCUAUUUUUCACUGGGUUUUUACCGGGAGCCUGGGAAGUCCCUGAGACUCAGCCACAGGUUUGCCUACGUUUCCGCUCAUGUUAGAAUGUUCUGUGAUAUAAAGUCAAAAGUCAGGAAAUAAGCUGGAGCCAGAGCUGGAUCAGUUCCGGGGUCCUGUGGACAGUGGUCCACUCUUGGGCCCCAGGCUCCACAUAGGGAGUGGGCGGGAGAUGGCUUCCAUUUCCCACACACGGGGUAGGAAAAGGAGGAAAGGAAGGCAAAGGUGGCGCCUGAGUGGUGGGACUCCUCUUCAUUCUCAAGCGUGUUUCCAAAAGGCUUGUUAAGAAGGGUGUUUCCAGCCGGGCGGUGGUGGCGCACGCCUUUAAUCCCAGCACUCGGGAGGCAGAGCCAGGCGGAUCUCUGUGAGUUCGAGGCCAGCCUGGACUACCAAGUGAGUUCCAGGAAAGGCGCAAAGCUACACAGAGAAACCCUGUCUCGAAAAACCAAAAAAAAAAAAAACAAAAAAAAAAAAAGAAGGGUGUUUCCGACCCCUGUUUAUGACACCAUCGAUCUUGCCUCUUGUCACCCUCAGGUAUUUAGCUUAUCUGCAGAGAGGCCCUUUGGAGACCCUAAGAUCAGCAGUUAAUCAGCAGUGGCCUGACCGUGAAAGAGUCCAUAGUUUCAGUUAACAUUGUUUCAGGCUAGAAACAGCAUCUCAACCCAUAGUGUCUACACCAGCAGGGCCAGAAGGCUGCUUCCUCCCAGAGCGGUCACUGCAUUUUCAGUAGCCAUGGUGACAGGUGAAAGAAAGCCCCUGCCAGUCCCAGUCCCAUGUCCUGUUUUACUUUCUCUGAGACAUUAGAACAGAGACUGGCUCAUUUGCUUUUGCUUUUGUUUUAUUUUUUCUUUCUGAAAUGCUUCAUCUCACACCGCCUCUCUCCCUCUGCUUCAGCAACUCACGAAUCAUCCUAAAACACUUAGGCACCUGCCUUUUGCCAAAAUUACUUCUCUAAGAAAUACAAAACGUGAGGCUGUCGAGACAGCUCAGUGGUUAAGAGUACUUGCUGCUCUUCCAGAGGACCUGAGUUUAAUUCCCAGCACUCACGUGGCAGCUCAUAACUACCUGUAACUCCAGCUCCAGGAUGUCCAACGCCCUCUUCUGGCCCCCUCAGGCCCUGUGCCCAUGUGCACAUACUCAAACGCAUACACAUAAUUUUUUAAUAAAAAUAAUUCUUUGAAGAAACAUGUGAUGUCCUCUUUUCCUGUUUAGGGCUUAAAGCCCAAAGGGAUUAGUGAAAAUUUAAAGUCCAUGAGGAAUGCAUAUGUAUUCUGACAUAUCAGCUAGAAAUAGUGUUGAAAUCACUCAUCAGUACAUGCAUGGAAUCACAGCCCAAAGGAGACUUCCAAAAAGACAUUGUAGGUUUGGCUCUAAUCUUUUACUCUUUCUGAAUAUUUAGUGCAUGUUGGUUCAUACAAGGAAGAAAAAUAGUGUUCUGUUGGAAGUAGGAAACAAGGGCAGCCUGGAUUUUUGUGUUAAGAACCUCCUCCGUACUUUUUGGUUUCUGUUUAGCUUUCCUGAUAUUAACACUGGUGGUAUUGGCUAAAGGAAACUGUGGGUCAUGUGGGUUUUGUCAGGAGUGCAGACUCUGACAAAGAGUGUUCAUUCUGACGUUGGGAUAAUGUCCUGGUCCAUGGACAUCCAUUGAGUUUUCUUGGCAGUUGCUAAUAUACUAGUCACAUUCAUAGUCAUGAAGGUGAGAAUUUACACUGGAAGUCAUAAGCACCCCACUUCCCAAAGCGAAGACGCUGUUAAUGUUCUAAAAGCACCUAAAUACCUCAACUAUCUGGGCUGAGAAGAGGAGCUGCAGGCUUUUAAGAGGGCAGCUGAUGUCCUCAUUCCGUGUAGUCAAACCGACAGGACCCGCCACUCUCCUUCUCACUGUGGAAAAGUAACAUGAUCAUUUCAUUCACAUCCCAAAGUUAUAAACACAACCUGUAAAUUUCACUAACUUGUUUCAGUUUCGUUUGCUCCUUAAAAAGUACAACUUGCAUUUUGCAGAUGGUCAUUUCUAGUGUGUUCUCUGCAACUUUCUUUUUCUGUAUGAAAUUGCUGUGUUGUUAAUGUGUGUUCGUUUUUGUGGUUUUAAUUCCCAUUGGUGCACUGUACAAUGGGAUGUUGUAACGUACCAUGAAGAAAAGGAUAAUAUGCAGAUGUACUAUAAAGUGUGUUUUAUUUUCAAAUGACUGUGCUGUUGACAAUAUUUUGAUUUAUCAAAAUACUAAGGGAAAGUUAUAAAUUUACCAAAAUGUGUAUAUUUUAAUAAAUGCAUAAAGCUUUA
Molecule: messenger RNA, 9535 nt
Organism: Peromyscus californicus insignis
Lineage: Eukaryota; Metazoa; Chordata; Mammalia; Rodentia; Cricetidae
Gene: Slc7a14
Product: solute carrier family 7 member 14
Exons: 8
Coding region: 289-2604 (771 amino acids)
Biological process (GO): transmembrane transport; amino acid transport
Cellular component (GO): plasma membrane
Molecular function (GO): amino acid transmembrane transporter activity
Source: RefSeq, a predicted model, not a curated record